UUAAUUGGUCAAAUAGCGGCCAGUUGGGACAAGUGAGGGAGGUUCAACUGAUCUUUCAUUGCCUGCGGCUUGUACACAGCUACGCCACCGAAAGACCUAGAUCUCACUCAUAUAUGUACUCUAAAGCACAGCUGUGUCACAGCACAGCAUCAACAAGACCCGCGUUUAGCCCGUAUGGACCACGAGGUCGGUUGAUCUCGUUGUCUCUCGUUGGCGAUCACGACGCCAUUCCAUUCCAACAAGGAAGGGGCGUCCAAGCUAACAAAAAGAAAGAGACUCAUCAAUAGUGACCGCUAGUCUGGUAAAAACUUGUGUAGUGUUCGGUUCAAAGGCUGCCCCGAAAAUUCUAGAAAUUCUGAAUUCGUGACACAAGUGUGUCUCUUGAGAAGUCGUUGAGUGGGAAUCUUCGUCGAGUAAAUUAGGAUCAAAAUGCGUGGACUCUUCCUGGUUGUUUUGCUGGUUUGCGGCUGCUAUGGCGCAACCGAUGAGGAUUACUUUGAGUUUACCUGUCCAAAAGAGGAUGGGCAGUUUGAUGAUCCAUACCAGUGUGAUAAGUACUAUGAAUGCAACGGAGGACGUGUGACAGAAAAACUCUGCCCAGAUGGACUGGUAUUCGACCCAACCAGUAAAUUAGCGAACAAAUGUGAUCAACCCUACAACGUGGACUGCAAGGAUCGCACAGAACUUCAAAAAGCCAAACCAAUCGGAGUUUGUCCCCGGCAAAAUGGAUUCUUCCCACAUCCUGAUAACACAAUCUGUAACGUGUUCUACAACUGUGUCAAUGGUCGAGAAAUCGAAAUGAACUGUGUCGCUGGACUGCACUUUAGUCUGAAAACCGGCACAUGCGUUUGGCCCGACAUGGCAAACCGGGAAGACUGUGGAAGCAAUGCCAACAAGAAACUUGAAGACGGCUUCCAGUGUCCGAAGGAUUUCCAACAACGCGACAAAAAUGGCCAAAUCAUCACCCACCCCAACUAUCCUCACCCCGAGGACUGCUCCAAGUUCUACAUUUGUCUCAACGGAGUCGAACCCAGAAAGGGAAACUGUGACUCCGGACUUGUAUAUAACGAAGACAUCCAGCGGUGUGACGAGCCGGAGAAUGUCCCCGGGUGCGAGGAUUGGUACGGUGAAGCCGAAAAAACGAAGAGGAAGUGAGCAUGGUGUCUUCAAUUUUGCGAAGGCUGGAGUACAUUAGAGAUAACAAAGUAGAACCGUAAGAACGCGCAGUGCCUACCGUUGAAAAAGUCAGUGUACCUUUAAUUUUUAUAGAGAGUUUAUAUUUACAAAUGAAUUAUAAUAAUAACAUUGUGGUA
Culex quinquefasciatus (southern house mosquito) is the source of this 1313-nucleotide messenger RNA. RefSeq names its product protein obstructor-E. Gene Ontology annotation, cellular component: extracellular region. Gene Ontology annotation, molecular function: chitin binding. The record is from RefSeq and is a predicted model, not a curated record. Lineage: Eukaryota; Metazoa; Arthropoda; Insecta; Diptera; Culicidae. Bases 430 to 1155 code for a protein of 241 amino acids. The transcript is spliced from 5 exons.